CUCUUGAAUGACAGAAAAAGUGAACGUCCAAAGCGAAACGACGCGGCGCCCUCGCGGCGAGGACAUCGCGGCCAUGUUCAUCUGGAUCAAAUACGGCUUUGAGGAAAUCCCACCCAAGAUGUUCAACAGCAAUGUCACGUGUGACAUCCUUCUGGGGUUUGUCCGCGCGUCUUUUCUCAAGGACGUCGACGACCUGUGCAAACAACGCUCCGUCAAGCUCAGUAUUGACAUCGAAGGUGUCAAGAAGCAUCGGGAAACAGCCGAAGUGGAUGCCGGGGCCUCCAACGGUGAGCCUGUCUCUGCAUCAACGCAAGACCUGGCAGACCUUCAACUCAAGCUCGAAACGCAGCUCGAAGCAUUGCUAUCCAUCUCCAAGACAAUCAAAGAGCUCCCAACGUCCAAUUGCUUGGAUGUAGUGGACGAAACGGGCCAGCGCCUCAAACUCAACGACAAAGCGCGCGAUCGCGCAAUGGAUUUCGUCAAGCCGCGUCAAGUGUAUCAACUUGUGAAAGUAGGAGACACACCGGACGCGCCGCCGACACCACUCAAGUUUGUGCUCCCCACAACACUACCCACUCCGGCCUAGGAAAUGCCAUCGACUCGUUGAGUCAAUACAGUCUUCGUCCGCCCCAUCAUGUCUUCCAUUUUAGGCAGUUGGGUCGGUCCAUGCAGCAUGAAGCUAAGUUAAAGCGGUUGAGCUGGGACUUGAAGAGUCGAUUGCUUAGGUCGUGAGCGAUGCCG
Aphanomyces invadans is the source of this 741-nucleotide messenger RNA. RefSeq lists its product as hypothetical. The record is from RefSeq and is a predicted model, not a curated record. Bases 8 to 586 code for a protein of 192 amino acids. The transcript has 5 exons. Lineage: Eukaryota; Oomycota; Saprolegniomycetes; Saprolegniales; Verrucalvaceae.